CUGCUGCCGUGUGCGGAACAGACAAAGCGGUGUGACAGUCGCUCGAAAGUGACGACGAGGAGAAGCUGGUGUUGUUUUGCUGGCGGCGCGCAGCUCUGCAGCGCCGCUGCUGGUGUGGAGUGCAACGUUAGACUAGCCGGGGCCUUAGCUAACGUUACUGUGAGACGUUUAGUUACACAAAUAACCACCAUGGUGUUAAAAUAGUGUGUAAAUAACAACAAGAAAAACUGGAAAAGUAUAGCAGCACUAUUGGGUUACUACCACUAACACCACUAGUAUCACUACUACUAUAUUAGCUACUACAACUGCUAGCUAGAAGCAACUAACUUACAACUGCCAGGAUGCUCACAUAAAUGCUAAGUAACGGUAAUGCUAAUACUUUAAUAGCAACGGUUAUCUUAAUGCUAUUCAUGCUAAUGACACUGAUGCUAACUAGCACUAAAGUUGAAAACGCUACUAACAAGCAUGCUCAUGAUACAUAAUGAUUGAAUGAAUGUUGAUGUUACACAAUAUUACUUAAUGUGCUAAUACUCUGUAGUUAACGACAAAAAAAUAACUGAAACGCUAACGAUAAUUAGCGUUAUAUUAAAAUGCGAAACGCCGGUGCUAAUAGGAUCAUAAUGCUUUUGCAAAUGAUGCUAACCGCUAAUCAAUUGAACGAUUCUAACUCCAGUUAAUGAUGCAAUCAAUAAUACAAUCAGUAAUACUAAAAAUAUAAUGCUAAAGCCAUUUCCAAUUUAAAUAAAACUUACAAUUUAAAUAGGUUACGUCAAUGAAACACAUAAAGACAUUACUAAAGAAACAAGUUCAAAUAAAAAUAGAAGGAAAAUGAGUAUUAAAAGUAGAAUGCUGCCUUUUUCUUAUAGGUAACGUUAAGCCUAAAAAACAGUUUCAUUACCCAGGACAAUAGACUUUCCUACCUGACAGCCAGAAACUCAGCCAAGAAAGUGACAAAACUAUUUGCAAGUCUGAUGAUUUGUGCACACUGAAUCUGGAUGCCUUCUGGUUUUACCACAUCUUUCCUGCUGUUGUCAUUUGCAGGAAUGAAGUUGAGCCACUCCCCUCACCUGACUGGUAUUUGCUUGCAUUGCCCUCAGGGCAGUGGGUGUAGACUGAGGCCUCUCAGGUGUCUUUGAGCUCCUGAGUCAUCUGCCAAUCACAAAGGGUCUUUUCUUCCUCUUUGCUGCAACUCAGCAGCUUUCUCCUUUUAUCCCUCCUCUGAAUUCUCCCCUUUUUCUCUCCUAGCUGAAUCUGCAGAGAGACGAGCAAGACGGAGGGGGAGACGGAAGUCUGAUCUUGAUCUAUUCAAAAUGGACAGGAAGCACAAAGAAGGAAGAGGACCGGGUCCAGACUAGGACUUGUGACUUGCAUGUAUUGUGUAUGUGACACCACAGACUAAAAAGCUGCCUGGCUUAAAGAGAGUGUGGAUGUGAGGCUUGUUUGUUGUGCGCAGCAGGUUCAGACACAAUCAACUGAGGGGGUAAUUGUAUGCUUGUGUGUAUGUAUGUGUGCGAGUGAAUGAGAAGGCAGUGCUCUUUGACAGUGCAACAGAGUUGUGUGUCUCUCCCUCCCACAAGACCUGACUUAAAACCUCACAAGCUGGCUGAUCAUAUGAUGUUGCUGCAGAGAGCCUGAAGGGUGGAACUGAGAAGUGAGCACCCACACAGGAAAUGUGGUCAAGGUCUGUCCCGGAUGUUGGUUGCAUGACGUGAAUUAUGAAGAUAGAGAGAGAGAUAUAUAAAAAAAAGUGUAACAGAAAGGGAGUUGUAGAUGAAGAUCUGUGAAUGGGGCUAUUGGAGUCGGUAUCACACUUCAGGAUCUUACAUUUAUGUGACCUUACAAGAUGAUCAUCCUUCUUACAGCAGAGGAGGACAUUUUGUAGCCUGACAGCAUUUACAGCUACAACAUCUUUCACCCACAAACACCCCGACAGCUACACUGACUGAGGGAGACGCUCAUGGAGGAAGAAAAUUUGAGCUCCUCUCUGCCAGAUAUUACAGAUUCAGUCCUUCAACAGCCUCAGCAAGACUCAUAUACCUCUACAGACCACCCAUACAUCAAUGGAGAACAGGAGGCUAUUGUGUCAGAGGUGCAGAUAAAUGAGGAACACGGGACAGAACAGCUUCAUGUCUCCCUAAAGGGAGGACAGGAGAGUCCUGAGGAGGCUGGACAGGAGAAUCUUGAGGAGGCUGGACAGGAGAAUCCUGAGGAGGCUGGACAGGAGAAUGUUGAGGAGGCUGGACAGGAGAAUCCUGAGGAGGCUGAGCAGGAGAAUGCUGAGGAGCCUGAGCAGUGGGAGCAAAUAAUAUGGCCGGUGCGCCCCAUGAGCAUUACCACUGCUCCACUUUCCUUUGCCACAGUGCAGUGGGACAUGCCCGAUACUGCCUCAGAGACGCCCUCUCUCAUAAUUGACAGCAGCUUAGCCAAUGAGCUGGACUCUGGCAGUGUGAUGAGUAGAGACACCACUUCCCCGUCACUUCAGCAAUCUCAAGACGUUAAUGCUGAGCUUUUAACACAAGAGGACCGAGAGGAGCAGGAUGGGAGUGAAUCGUGGCUUUUUCUGAACUCAGAUCAAGAAUUCGCUGGAAAUGGCUCUGAGCCAUGUGAUGCUGUAGAUGUGCAAGAGGCAGCAACACAGGAAAAGGAAGACUCAACGCAUGAGCUGUUAGAUGGCAACAGUGAUCCUCCAGAUACCCCUCUAAGGACAGAUUCAGAAGAAGAGCAAGGACACUCAGAUGCGUCAGACGCCGUUGAAACUGUGGACUUAAUUGAUAUUCUUGAGGAUAUCGAAAGCUCGGAGGAUGACACGGACAGUAUUAUAGAUUUAAGACCAGAAGCACAACAGGAUCUAGACGUUCUGUCUAGUGAGACAGACUCAGAGGAAGAGAAAACUUCGGUUAAUAGUGUCAAGACUGAAGAAGACAGGGAGGAAGGAGGCGUGGUUGAAGAGGAGCCAAGUGAGACAAACUUGUCCUGUAAUGAAGAAAGUGGAGAGGAAAACACUGUUAGCUGUCUGAAUGAUGUGGAGGCUCCUAUAGAGCCGCAACCAACUGACAAUACUGGACUAGCUAUAAACCCAGAUAAGCUAAUUAAUUUGCAACAGUCAGAUAUUUCGGAGGAAAGUCUGCACUCUGGGACUGAAGAGGACAUAGAGGUAAUAGAACGGUCACAUGAAGAUCCUGCAAGUCAGACUGAAGAGCCAGAAAUGUGCGAAGAUGUAGAUGAGGAGGUGGACCCUGAACAGUUAGAGGCUGCUCAACAACAGGACAACAACGAAGAACCAUCGAUACAGGAGGCAGAUAAUGCAGAGAGGAUAGAAAACUCUCAAGAGAUACCAGAGCUGACUGAAAAACCGGAGAGUACAGGUUGUUCAGAGCAACAAGAUUGUGACCAAACGACUCCACAGGAGGUAGAGCCGACAGUGCAGCCUGAACACGCAGAGUCCGAGCAGCUCACGUUGACUGAAGAGUCUGAGCAGAUCCAGGCAGAGGAGCAGCACUGUGAAGAGUCUGACCAGUCGCAACAUCUGGAAGAGUCACCACAAAUGGAAACAACAGAACAGUCAGCCCAAACUGGAAAUUCUGACCAGGUAGACGACUCCACUCAGUCAGAGCAGACAGUUUGUGUCGAAGCAAAAGACCCUGAAGUGGCAGAGCAGCAAGAACAGACGGAGCCAUCAGAGCAGAAUGAGCAGUCGCUGCAAACGACCGACUUGUCUCAGCCAGCACUUUCGGAGCAGUUUGUGGAACCAGACAAGACAGAUGAGUCAGAAAUAACAAAACAGCUGUCUACUGAAACAGAGGUUGCACAGCAGACAGCAGAGGCUGAGUUAAAUCAGAAGACGUCUAAUCAGGCUGAAGAAGUGGGAGGAACAGUUUUGGCAAACGGUGAGCAACCCAAACCCACAGAGACAGCGGUGCCCCAUAUGAAUGGAGGUGAUAUGGAGAAAGACAUGGCCCGUCGCCUUGCUGAGCGGCUCCAUAAGCUGGACGGGAUCCAACGUGUAGAUGUGGUGAAGCACAUAGACAAAGAUAAUGACUUCAGUCGCUCUGUCGGAGAGGAAUACCUCAAAUUUUUUGACUUCACCGGGCAAACUCUGGAUCAUGCCUUGAGGUCUUUUCUGAAAGUGGUUAUACUGAUAGGAGAGACCCAGGAGAGAGAGCGAGUGCUGCAGCAUUUCUCCUGCCGCUUCCAUCAGUGCAACCCGGACGCCUUUUCCUCUUCAGAGGCUGUGUUGGCUCUCACAUGUGCUUUGAUGCUUCUCAACACUGACUUGCAUGGACAGAAUGUAGGAAAAUGCAUGUCCUCCUCUAAGUUUGUGUCCAACCUGGAUGGGAUGAAUGAUGGGGAAAACUACAGCAAAGACCUCCUGAAAAGUCUUUACAAUUCCAUUAAGAGUGAACCACUGGAAUGGGCUGUUGAUGAGGAGGAGCUGAGGAGCUCCGUGUUUUCAGAGGACGGCACGGAUGACGCAACGCUGCGGUCAAAGAGUAACCCCUUCCAGGAUGUUCCACAUGACAAGAAGGCCUCAGUGGUCAAACAGGGUUUCCUGCAGAGAAAGCUCCACGCCGAUAUCGAUGGCAAACGCACUCCGUGGGGGAAGAGAAGCUGGAAGACUUUCUGUGGAGUGCUAAAGGGAAUGGUCCUCUACUUACAGAAGGAUGAUUAUAGGAAGGAUCAGCAGAUUAAUGAGGAAGUGGUGAGCGUGCACCACUCCCUGGCAGAGCAGGCAGCCGACUACACCAAGAAGCCGCACGUCUUCCGUCUGCAGACUGCUGACUGGAGGGUUUUCCUCUUUCAGGCCUCAUCCAAAGUGGAGAUGAAUUCAUGGAUCAGCCGCAUUAACCUGGUUUCGGCUCUUCACUCCUCGCCUCCGUUCCCUGCAGCUGUCGGCUCCCAGAGGAGGUUCUGCAGACCGAUCCUGCCCGCCUCACAGUCUGCUCAGACUCUGGAGCGUCAGCUGCAGUCUCAUGCAAGAAUGCUGGAGUCCUUCAAAGCAGACCUGUUGUACCUGCAGGAGAACCAACCAGAGAGCAAGAAAGCCAAAGCCAAGGAGCUGGAGGAGCGUCGUGUCAGAGCGGAGUACUUGCAGCACGAGAUGUGUCGAUAUGAGAUCUACAUCCAGAUGCUAGAGGCCUGGAAGAGCUUGAAUAAGACAGAUGACAGCGCGUUGAGCACCACAGACCUGAGCCUGUUUGAUAAAGCCGUGUGUGCAGACUCUGCGGGCGAGGAGGAGGACGAGGAAGGCGGGCUGAAAAGGGCCUACUCCAGCCCUUCUUUGGAGCUGGAGACGGCUGCUCCAACUGUGAUCAAAGUCAGACGCAAUAUCUCUGAAAGACGGACUUAUCGCAAGGCCAUCAUUCCCCGAUUGCAGAAAGAGGUCUGAAAAGUGAUAACUUGACUUGUUUAUGGUACUUUGAAAAUGCUGAUUUUACAUAUUUCUGUCUUGAGCAGAUGGGACCUUUAGUUUUUACAGCUUGAAAUGAUUUGUGGAAGCAGAGAAAGUCACAUCUGUCUCAGCAAGUUAUUCUUUGUCUCAGUUUUUCAGCAUUUUUAGCUUGUGCACUUUUAGAAAAAUAAACCUCAGGGAAUCCUGAACCUUCAGAGGAAAGGGGAGAACCUGACUCAUUGGUCGAAUGACUCAGAAUAUCUGGACCUAAUUUAUUUACUUUUGUUAUGACUCGGGUCUGGUGGUUUCAUUUGUUUUAUGUUAUGCAAAACUGUGCCUUCACAAUGUAAACCACAAGAGGGAGCUGUAGCACAGGAUAUCUCGGAGUGAAUGUAGGGGACAGGAUGUGCUGUCAGUUACUGAUUGUGUCCUAUUUGCACUUUUGCUAUUUUAGAUAUUGUGUAUAAAAAUGUUCAUUUGUCACAUUUAUUUUGUUCAUAUGAAGGUUUUAUUUCCUAAAUGUUGUGUAUUUGUUUCUGUUUGGGGAAAAACAGACAGUUAUUCAAUAUUGGAGAGACUGGUGAUGAUAUAAACACUUGUGUUCUCAGGGCCUGUAAUUCAGUUGUUUUGCUUCCCUUAUUUGAUGACAGUAAAUUGCAGUCAUUCAAACUUUCGUUACUUGGAUACAGGUUUUGUGAGCUGUCAUAUCAGAAUAUCUGCAAAAAAAAAAAGGCUUGAAGUGUGUACAAGAUAUGUAAUAAAAGAUGAAGAAGCUUGAUUUUUUUCAGCAAAAGUCAGUAUUAAAAUGUUGCUUUUGUAACAUCGUCA
This is a messenger RNA of Thunnus maccoyii (southern bluefin tuna), 6217 nucleotides long. Its product is annotated as PH and SEC7 domain-containing protein 2. Gene Ontology annotation, molecular function: guanyl-nucleotide exchange factor activity; protein binding; phospholipid binding. The transcript is spliced from 17 exons. The record is from RefSeq and is a predicted model, not a curated record. NCBI's taxonomy places the organism in Eukaryota, Metazoa, Chordata, Actinopteri, Scombriformes, Scombridae. Gene Ontology annotation, biological process: regulation of ARF protein signal transduction. The coding region runs from base 1958 to 5386 and encodes 1142 amino acids.